Heterocephalus glaber (naked mole-rat) is the source of this 1074-nucleotide messenger RNA. Lineage: Eukaryota; Metazoa; Chordata; Mammalia; Rodentia; Bathyergidae. The record is from RefSeq and is a predicted model, not a curated record.
CAGCAAAUGACAGAUUGCCCGAAUGCUGCUCAGAUAAGUGAAAAGAGUAGACAGACCCCAGCACUGAGGCAAACAAUCAGAAUUUUCAGCAGUGAAACCAUGCAGAAGUAAAAGACGGAUAUGGAGGAUUCAAGCCAGCAGUUACUAGUGAGAACCUUCAGGAAUCACUGGGUGUUUCGGACCAGAGUCUUUCCCUGAUAUCUAUCGGGUGCGCCCAGCAGGAUGCCUAUAGGGUGGCUCAAAGGGGCUGAGGUGGAGAACUCAGGCCUUGCACAUUAUGACAGAAAAGACGGCUCUGAUGGAGAAACACAAGUUGGAGAAAUACAACAAAGUAAAAGUGUUACUUAUGAGCUCUUGAAAUUGGUAAACUACCCAGGUUUUAAUAUAUCUACUCCCAGAGGAAAUCCAGGAGAUCGGAGGAUCUUUGGCUCCAUACCUGCUCAGUUGAGUCACUGAAGGAUGUACUUGCCAAUUACCUUGCUUCUAACUGAACGCCCCCAGCAUGAACUCUAGCAGCAAGAGGUCUUCAUCUCAGUAUUCUCUGGUUGUCCAAAGACACAGAAGAAAGAAAGCACGCCCAUGUACCUGUGGACAAGCCUUUAACUGGGAAGAGCUCAACCUCCCUGUUCCAGAGGAGAAAACACCACAAGAGUCAACAGUGGAGGAAUCUGAGGCGCCAGACCCUUGCACAAAGAGCGCCAAAGUUGAACGUCCCUUGCUUGAGUCAGCUCCUGAGCCCACAUUGGUUUCUGAGAGGGAAGAGGAAGACUCCGAAGGUCUGCUUCCGGGUAAUGGCAGUGUUGUGUCAAACUGUGACAUCAAGAACCGGGGUAGCCAGAAGCUCCUUCGUGGAGACACCAGUCCUUCAACAGCCACUAAAAUUCACCGCCCUAUCCCUGAUGUGACUGAGCCUGCAUCUAGAAUAGUGCCAUUGGAAUUUACAGUACGGAAGGGGCAGAACCUGGCUAAAGAACUCUCCCCUAAACCAGCUGGAAGACAAAAAGGCUUCUGAAUAACUAACUACAUGCCACAGCAGCAACAGCUAUUUAAUCAUCUAUGGAACUGUGCUCUGCU